UACAUAAAGCUGAGCAUCUUGUAGUGUGUGUGUGUACAUUAUUUAUUUUGAGCAUGUAUCUUGGUUUACAAAAAUGCGAAGUGUUACUGCAUGUCUUUUCAUGUUGUUCCCCCAGAUACAAUAUCGUCAUCUUUGGCUGCAUAGAUGGCUUUUCCCGUAAGAUAAUGUACCUGAGAGCUGCAGACAAUAAUCGGUCUGAAACAAACCUAGCCUUCUUCCAAGAGGCAGUUCAGGAAUUCGGCUAUCCACUCAGAGUUCGAGCAGAUCAAGGGGGAGAGAAUGUUGGAGUGGCUCGCUUGAUGUUUACUGUGCGUGGACCAGACAGUGGCAGCUUCAUUGCUGGGAAGAGUGUCCAUAAUCAAAGAAUUGAGAGACUUUGGCGCGACGUCUGGAUGGGGGUGACCAAUGUGUUCUAUCAUGUUUUACACGGGCUAGAGGAAGAUGGCCUUCUUGACUUAGGAAAUGCAACACAUUUCUUCUGCCUGCAUUAUGUUUUCCUGCCACGACUCCAAGAAAGCCUCAACUUGUUCCGUGAUGGCUGGGACAAUCACCCCCUCAGAACCGAACAAAACCUAACGCCAAAUCAGUUAUUUGAAAUUGGUCAGAUGCAUCAUCCCAUUCCUAAUCCACAGGAAAUCAACAUUCCAGAAAUUGACUGGGAAGAGAGUGGCGAAAUCCCAGAACCACAUCUGCAUGUCAAUGUUCCAUUGGUGGAUUGCCCACUUACUGCAGAGCAAAUGGAGGCAUUAAUACACCACAUUGACCCACUUCAACCUUCAGACUGCAACGGUGUUGACUUAUAUACAGACACAGUGGAGUAUGUGGAAAGUCUAAGAGCUUGAGUUUAAUUUUUGUGUUUUCUCAAAACAUUGUA
Molecule: messenger RNA, 874 nt
Organism: Neoarius graeffei (lesser salmon catfish)
Lineage: Eukaryota; Metazoa; Chordata; Actinopteri; Siluriformes; Ariidae
Exons: 5
Coding region: 54-842 (262 amino acids)
Molecular function (GO): nucleic acid binding
Source: RefSeq, a predicted model, not a curated record